AUGAAAAAUAAUGGCACAAAUUCAAGUGAUCUUCAAACAAUGAUGAAUUUCAAUGAAGACUCAGUCCCCGAAGACAAACAUGUGUGGUUUCAUACUCUGAAAAAGUUAUCUCUAUCUGUUUUGAUUUGUCUGAUCAUUCUGCCGAGCGUAUUUAUUCUUAUUGGAUUGAUUUAUAAAGAUUCAUGUCUCGCCAAGCCCGAUCUACCGAUAUUCUUAAUCUCAUUUGGCCUUCUAAUAUUGAUUAAUCUUUCUAUUUAUACUCUUAUUGGGACAACAUUUCUUGCUUCUAUACGUUACGUUCGUUCGUUUUCAUUGAAGGUAAACGUUCGUUAUUCAAUCGGACUAGUUCUAUCAUGGACUUUUGCGAGUGUGAUAUUCGUUUGGUGGAUUAUUGGAACUGUUUGGUGGAUAAAACUAGCAUUGAAUAUUCGUGCAGAAUUAAAACGUCCUUCUUCUUUAGCCUUGUGUCAUCCGUUUGUCUAUUGGACAGGUUUAAUCGCAAAUAUCUAUGGGUUAAUCGGCUUUCUGACUCAAAUUUGCAUUGCAAUUGGUCAUAUUAUGACAGCAAGUAAAUAG
This is a messenger RNA of Adineta ricciae, 576 nucleotides long. NCBI's taxonomy places the organism in Eukaryota, Metazoa, Rotifera, Eurotatoria, Adinetida, Adinetidae. The record is from the annotation of a GenBank genome assembly.